Messenger RNA from Lachancea meyersii CBS 8951, 2622 nucleotides. Lineage: Eukaryota; Fungi; Ascomycota; Saccharomycetes; Saccharomycetales; Saccharomycetaceae. The record is from the annotation of a GenBank genome assembly.
AUGACGAAGGAGGAAGCAAUUUUCAGAUCGGCAGACAUGACGUAUGUGCAGCUGUAUAUACCACUGGAGCUGUCACGGGAAGUGGUAUGUCUGCUGGGGAAUCUUGGAAAUGUGAUGUUUCGCGAUUUGAACGCAGAUAUGAGCGCAUUCCAGCGUGGAUACGUGAGCCAGAUCCGCAAAUUCGACGACCUGGAGCGACUUAACGCCAACAUGGAACGUGUGGUGCAGAAAUACAGCCAGGAAACGUGGAAAUAUACAGUGCACAACGACAUCGACAACUCCACCCAGCAUCCCAGCCUCAGCAUGCUGUUGUCGACAAUGCAGACCCAUUCGAUCGACACGGUCAGCGACCUCGCCACAGAGAUCUCCGAGUUCGAGGCCCGAGUACGCCAGCUAGACGACUCGCUCAAAAAUCUGCAUGAACGGCUCAAUCUACUCAUAGAGCACCGCCAGACCGCGUACGAAUGUCACCGGUACCUGGAGAUCAACCCGGGACUAGCUGGACGGCUGGCUGCGGAGUCGCGUGGUCCGCGACUCAGUGGUGACGAAUUUCAGUUCGACGACGACAUGAUUAGCGAAACUCUCAGCGACACUUUUUCGUUCGAUGACAUUGGAGCCGCCAUCGACAAUGACAGCACCCAUGCGAUUUCGAGAAGGCCACAAUUGGGGUCUGCAGAGCUAGAGGAGGGGUUCAGGCACCAAACGACGAUAUUGGGCUCUAUCGAACGUGCCAAGAUCGAGACAUUAAACAAGAUUCUGUUCAGAAUGCUUCGGGGAAAUUUAUUCUUCCACAAUAUACCCAUGAGGGAGCCACUGGUCGUGGGAGAACAGCGUGUAGACAAGGAUUGUUUCAUAGUAUUCACCCAUGGUGAAAUACUUCUCAAAAAGGUGCGCAAAGUUGUAGAAUCUCUCAAUGGCAAGAUCUUUCCAUCCAGUGAGGGAAGCACAGCAGUUCAAGCCCUUAAUGCCCAAAUCACAGACCUGCAGCAAAUUUGUCAGACCACCGAGCAGACUCUAUACACGGAACUUCUAAUUGUGGCCGAUCAGUUGCCCAUGUGGAAGGCAGUGGUGCGAAGAGAGAAGCUGAUCUAUGCGUCUCUAAAUCUUUUUCGCGAAGAGUCUCAAGGAUUAGUCGCAGAAGGCUGGGUUCCGUCCAGUGAAUUGGUGGCUAUUUCUAAUGCACUUAAAGACCAUAGUGAGAACAUUGGGUCCGAGAACAGUGCUGUAGUCAGCGUCAUUAAGACCAACAGAAAGCCCCCAACUUUUCACCGAACUAAUAAGUUCACCCAAUCUUUCCAAGCCAUUGUGGAUGCAUACGGCAUCUGCACAUAUAAGGAAGUCAAUCCAGGUCUUGCCACUAUCGUGACAUUCCCAUUCAUGUUUGCAAUUAUGUUUGGUGACGCGGGUCAUGGUGUAAUUCUCUUGAUGAUUGCGCUCUAUUUGAUAUCCAACGAAAGAGAGUUUUCAAGGGCUCGAAAUGGGGAAAUAUUUGACAUGGCAUUUGCUGGCCGCUACGUCAUGUUACUCAUGGGAUUCUUCUCUGUGUACACGGGCCUGAUUUACAAUGAUAUUUUCUCUCUGUCAAUGACACUUUUCAAGUCAGGAUGGAAAUGGCCUUCGAAUUUUCAAGCUGGUGAUGCAAUUGAGGCAACAAAGACCGGGGUUUAUCCUUUUGGGAUCGAUUCUGCUUGGCAUGGGACCGACAACAAUCUAAUAUUCACGAAUUCUUAUAAGAUGAAGCUUUCCGUUUUGAUGGGUUUCAUUCAUAUGACAUACUCAUUUUUAUUCUCUUUGGUCAACUACAGAUUCUUCCGCUCCAAGGUUGACAUUAUUGGCAACUUCAUUCCCGGACUUAUAUUCAUGCAGUCAAUUUUUGGCUAUUUGACUUGGGCCAUUAUUUACAAAUGGUCUAAAGACUGGGUGAAGGAUGGGAAGGUGGCACCUGGUUUGCUGAACAUGCUUAUCAACAUGUUCCUGGCUCCAGGUGUUGUUGACGAACCCCUCUUUCGCGGUCAAGCAUUCCUCCAGGUCAUUUUCCUCUUGGCUGCGCUCGUUUGCGUUCCUUGGCUGCUCCUCUAUAAGCCGCUGACACUACGGGCUCAAAACAAAAGAGCUCUCUCUCAAGGCUAUCAAAGUCUCAACGAACAGACGGUGACAGAGAGUAUUUUAGAAUCUCAAGAAAAUGCAGGAGAAGAUGUGGUCGUAACCGACUAUCAUGGAGAUCACUCUGCAGGCUUCGAUUUUGGAGAUGUCAUGAUCCAUCAAGUCAUUCAUACCAUCGAGUUUUGUUUGAAUUCCAUAUCUCACACAGCGUCAUAUCUAAGACUCUGGGCCCUCUCUCUGGCACAUGCGCAACUGUCCAGUGUUCUGUGGUCGAUGACAAUCGCAAACGCAUUUAGCGCAGAAAAUCCUGGCUCACCGCUAGCUGUCACAAAAGUCGUUCUUCUCUUCGGAAUGUGGUUUGUGCUGACUGUGUGUAUCCUGGUGCUAAUGGAAGGAACGUCUGCCAUGUUGCACUCUUUACGUCUGCAUUGGGUCGAGGCUAUGUCUAAAUUUUUCGAAGGUGACGGCUAUCCGUAUGACCCUUUCACUUUCAAAGAUCUUGAGCAACCAGAAGCCUGA